AUGUCCCCAGCGGCCCCCCGGGCCCGUGGUGGCGGCCGCGUUUCGUCCCGGGGCGCCGCCGCGGCCCGCGAGAUGUCCGCACACAACCGCCGCGGCGACUGGGCGGCGGCGUUGCAGAUCUUUGCCACUGCCACUGCUGCCCUGGGCAACCGCACCCACAACGCCGCCGUAUACGUCGAGGCGAUCCGGGCGCACGGUGCACUGGGUAGGCCGGCGCGGGCGCUCGACACCUUCCAGACGCUGCAGGCCUCCUCGCUGCCGCCCAGCCUGAUCGGCUACACGGCGGCGAUCCGGGCGUGCGCGACGGCGACGCACUGGCCGGUGGCUCUCUCGCUGCUGCAGGACGCGCGCGACGAGGGCAUCGAGCCCGACACCGUCGCGCUGAACGCGGCGCUCGCGGCGUGCGAGCGCGGCGGCCAGUCGGACGAGGCCCUCCUCCUGCUGUCCGAGAUGGAGGCCUCGCCCAGCGCGCCGCCCGACCGAAUCAGCUACAACACCGCCAUCGCCGCCUGCUCGCGCUGCGGCGAGUGGCGGACGGCGCUGCGGCUGCUCGGCGAGAUGGCGGAGCGGGACGCGCGCGACGAGGGCCUGUCACCAAACACCGUCUCGACCAACUGCGCCCUCGCCGCCUGCGAGGCUGGCGGCGCGUGGCGCGACGCACUCGCCCUCCUCGACGAGGCCGCAGCACCAGACGCAAUCUCCUUUCACACCGCUAUCGCCGCCUGCCGCCGCGCGGGUGGUCGACCCGCCGCACGCGCGGCACUCCGACUGCUGCGCCGGAUGCGAGCAGCGCACGUGCGCCCCUCCCUCAUCGGCUACACGACCGUGAUGAACGCGCUGAGCGCCGCCGGCUACGUCCGCCCGGCGCUGCUCGUGUUCCGCGCCCUCUGCGCCGACCAUGACCCCGACGAGCGGGCGGUGCACACGGCCCUCCGCGCCUGCGACGGUGCCGGCCGCCGGGCGGACGGGCUGGCGCUGCUUGCAGAGCUGGCAGAGUCGGGCGCCGCGGGGGAGAAGCUCGCGAGGCGCUUCCGCCCGCUGUGGGACGCCAAGGCGGCGGCGGCGCACAAGGCCCCGGCAGCCGCCGCCGCGGUGGCUGGAGGCAGCGGCAGGGGUCGGGGCCGCACGCGUGGUGGCAGUGGGCGCGGCAGCGCCGCCCCGCCGCAGUGGAGGAGGCGGAGCCGACGGAGUCGGAAAGGGCCGCCGCCGGAGCACGAGGCUGCGCGGGGCGAGUAGCUGUAGCCGCAUCUGUGGAAGGUGCCGUUGGUCUUCAGCAGACACACCGCUCUGGGGGCGCGGCGGUGUGCGACCGGUUCGUGU
Molecule: messenger RNA, 1320 nt
Organism: Emiliania huxleyi CCMP1516
Lineage: Eukaryota; Haptophyta; Isochrysidales; Noelaerhabdaceae
Exons: 3
Coding region: 1-1236 (411 amino acids)
Molecular function (GO): protein binding
Source: RefSeq, a predicted model, not a curated record